Messenger RNA from Quercus robur (English oak), 2706 nucleotides. Its product is annotated as receptor-like protein EIX2. The transcript has 2 exons. Lineage: Eukaryota; Viridiplantae; Streptophyta; Magnoliopsida; Fagales; Fagaceae. Gene Ontology annotation, molecular function: protein binding. Bases 109 to 2379 code for a protein of 756 amino acids. The record is from RefSeq and is a predicted model, not a curated record.
UAUCAGUAGCCAGUGGUCUCCGAUUGCAUCACCACUACUCACACUCAGCUUUUCUUCCUCCAAACUUUCCUUUUGAACCCGAAUCCCUUCCUUCGUUAUUGCUUUGUCAUGGGUGCCUCUUUUGUUGCUCAUGUGCUUUUUUUACUAUGCUUCUUUGCUACAACCUUCAGCUUCUUCCUCAAAGCCGAGUCAAAUGUCUCUUGCAAUGAAAAAGACAAACAAGCACUUCUAAACUUCAAACAAGGUCUCAGUGAUCCUUUGAAAAAGCUCUCAUCCUGGUCUGACCAAGAAGAUUGCUCUGGAUGGUUCGGAGUUGUCUAUGACAACAAAACUAGCCGAGUCACUGAGCUCCAUCUCAAUUAUUCGCGGUUUGGCGGUGAGAUUAGUGGUUCGUUGCUCCAAUUGGAACAUUUGAAUUACUUGGAUUUGAGUUUCAAUGACUUUAAUCGUACUCCUAUCCCAACUUUUCUUGGUUCAAUGGCUAGUCUGACACAUCUUGACCUCUUUCGGUCUAACUUCUCUGGACACAUUCCUCAUCAGCUUGGGAACCUUUCAAACCUUCGUUAUCUGGAUCUUGGAGGUAAUCAUUAUCCAUAUGCAGAUGACUUGCAUUGGAUGUCUAAUCUCUCUUCCAUUCAAUACCUUGACUUGAGCUCGCUUCAAAUAAUAGAAGUUGGUUGGCUUCAAAUAAUGAGUACGUACCCAUCUCUUUCGUCACUGUACGCGUCAGAUUGUGGACUUGUUAAUCUGAAUCCACCUCUUGGAUUUGUCAAUUUCACAUCUCUUCAAGACCUUGAUCUUUCCUAUAAUCUUUUCAGUCAUGAGAUACCUAAUUGGUUCUCUAAUCUCACUACAAGCCUCUUGUAUCUUGACCUGAGAGGCAAUUCUCUAAGAGGCGAGAUACCACCGAGCUUUUUCAAUUCACCGAAAUUAGAAUUUUUAUACUUGUGGUCCAAUAAGCUAAUUGGAAAAAUUCCAGAGUCGUUAGGCCAGCUUAAACAUCUAACACUUCUCCAUAUGGGAGAUAAUUCUUUUAGUGGUCCAAUUCCUUCUUCCAUUGGGAAUUUAUCUUAUUUGGAAGUAUUAUGGCUCUUUGAUAACCAGUUGAAUGGUACCAUUCCAAAGACUCUUGGGCUACUCUCAAAUUUAGUUGAUUUAUAUGUCGGUAAUAAUUUCUUGACAGGGACAUUAGACGAAGAGCAUUUUACUAAACUCUCAAAAUUACAGUUUCUAAUUAUCUCUGAUACAAAUUUGUUCUUUAAUGUGAAAUCCAAUUGGGUCCCUCCUUUUCAACUUACAUCUAUCAGAACGAGCUCUUGCAAGAUAGGUCCCAACUUUCCAACGUGGCUACAAACACAAAGAUCCGUCAGUGAAUUAUACUUGUCCAAGUCAGAAAUUUCAGACAAGGCUCCAGGUUGGUUCUGGAAUUGGACUUCAAACAUUGAAGCAAUCGAUCUCUCUGACAACCAAAUAAAAGGGGAUGGAUCGGACAUUGUGCUGAACUCUAGUAUCAUAAAUCUAAGUUCUAAUUGUUUUAAAGGUCAAAUGCCACAAUUGUCAACAAAUGUCAAGAGGCUAAUUAUAGCUAACAACUCCAUUUCUGGACCAAUUUCCUCUUUCAUGUGCCAAAAGAUGAAUAGAAAGAAUCAAUUAAUGGUUUUAGACGUAUCAAAUAAUCUCUUAACAGGUGCACUUCCUCACUGCUGGAAGUAUUGGCAAUCUUUGACCCAUCUAAGCUUGGGAAGCAAUGAUAUAUCGGGUAGAAUUCCGUACUCCAUGAGCUCUUUAGUUGCACUCCAAUCACUGCAUUUGCAAAACAAUAGAAUCUCAGGAGAUAUACCUUCAUCAUUGAAGAAGUGCUCAAAAUUGAGUCUUAUUGAUAUAGGUGAGAAUCCUUUGUCAGUGGCCAUACCACCAUGGAUUGGAGAAAUGACAAGUCUUACAAUUCUCCGAUUAAGUUCCAAUGGAUUCAAGGCCCAUAUACCUCUACAAAUAUGUCAACUUUCUUCUCUUAUAGUAUUGGAUCUUGCCAAUAAUAGCCUUUCAGGACACAUACCGAAUUGCUUGAAAAAUAUCAACGCCAUGACAAUACCUACACCCAAAUUUGAAGCUCAAUAUUCUUUCUAUGAAAUGCAUGGUGGGUUAAGUUUUUCUGGAACCUAUCUUGAGAAUCUCAAGUUGGUUCCCAAAGGGAUGGAACUAGAAUAUGAAAAAAACCUUCGCUUUGUUAAGAUCAUAGAUCUUUCAAGUAAUAACUUGUCUGGAUCAAUCCCUUCAGAAAUUUUAGUUCUUUCCGAAUUGUGUUUUUUGAACUUGUCGCGAAAUCAAUUGAUAGGAAAGAUACCAGAAAAAAUUGGGAUCAUGAAAAAGUUCUAUUGAUCUCUCACAAAAUCAUCUAUCAGGUGAAAUUCCUUUAAGCUUGUCUAGUUUGACAUUUCUUGGUCACUUGAACUUGUCAUACAACAACUUGUCAGGCAAAAUUCCAUCAAGCACCCAGCUUCAAACUUUUGAUGCACUCAGCUACAUUGGCAAUCCUCAACUUUGUGGUAAUCCACUUCCAAGAAGCUGCACAAUUGGGGAAGAACCUCACAAUAGGACACCAAUUGGAGCAACUGAAGAGAACUCUAAUAAUUCCAACUUCUACAUUGGUAUGGGUGUUGGAUUUGCAGUUGGUUUUUGGGCAAUUUGUGGAGUUCUCUUCUUCAA